CAUGAUUCUCAAUCUCAAAUGGCCACAGCCAACUAAAAAUCCCCAAUCCAUGCGCUACCUUUUGAAAAUCGGAAAAUCCCCACUCAGCCGAUUCCCGACCCCAACUCUCUCAGACCGGAGAUUUCUGACCCCGUCCUCCGAUGACGCCUUCGCAACCUCCGACGGGGGCCUCGCCUUCGUUCCCGAGUCCUGGCCCCAACCUCUGAAGGCUCCUUUACCUUCGUUCUCGAGUCCCGACCGCAACUCCGACCAGAGAUUCAGCAGAUCUGGAGAUCCACCGCUGCCGCAGCACCUUCGCAGACGGCCGGAUCCACUAGCGACAACUGCAUGCACGAGGGAGAUGGAGAGCCGCUGUGCACUGGAGAUGCUACUCUGUCUCGAAAGUUUCUCCAGACCCCUACUUUUGCUCUCCGUGCUCUGCAAAGAGUGGGUCAGUUUGGGGAAGAUGAAGAGUUGAAGACGAAGAAAAGAGAAAGGCUUAC
Messenger RNA from Linum trigynum, 482 nucleotides. The record is from the annotation of a GenBank genome assembly. Lineage: Eukaryota; Viridiplantae; Streptophyta; Magnoliopsida; Malpighiales; Linaceae.